Cyphellophora attinorum is the source of this 1317-nucleotide messenger RNA. RefSeq names its product Pyruvate dehydrogenase E1 component subunit alpha, mitochondrial. Bases 1 to 1317 code for a protein of 438 amino acids. The transcript has 4 exons. Gene Ontology annotation, molecular function: oxidoreductase activity, acting on the aldehyde or oxo group of donors, disulfide as acceptor. Lineage: Eukaryota; Fungi; Ascomycota; Eurotiomycetes; Chaetothyriales; Cyphellophoraceae. The record is from RefSeq and is a predicted model, not a curated record.
AUGUCCAGAGCUUGCCUUCGCGGCUUCGGCCUCACCGCAGGAGCUUCACGGAGACAAGCGACCUAUCUUACGGGCUCCGCGGCGAGCAGGAGGACGGUCACCACAGAUGCCGCGAGCUCACACGCCGAGAAGGAUGAUGUACCAGAUGACGAUGAGGCACCCUUUCCCGUCAAGCUCUCCGACGAGUCCUUCGAGACAUACGAGCUCGACCCUCCCCCGUACACACUCAACACUACCAAGAAGGAACUGAAACAGAUGUACUAUGACAUGGUCGCUGUCCGACGAAUGGAAAUGGCCGCCGAUCGUCUCUACAAAGAAAAGAAGAUCCGCGGCUUCUGCCACUUGUCAACCGGUCAAGAAGCCGUCGCCGUCGGUAUCGAGCACGCCAUCACUAAAGAAGACGCCAUCAUCACUGCCUACCGCUGCCACGGUUUCGCCCUCAUGCGCGGCGGCACCGUCAAGUCUAUCAUCGGCGAGCUCCUUGGUCGACGGGAAGGUAUCGCGUACGGUAAGGGUGGGUCUAUGCACAUGUUCGCCAAGGGCUUCUACGGUGGCAACGGUAUUGUGGGCGCGCAGGUGCCUGUUGGUGCAGGUAUUGCGUUCGCACAUCAAUAUACUGGCUCCAAGACUACGACACUGGCGUUAUACGGUGAUGGUGCGUCUAAUCAGGGCCAAGUCUUCGAGGCAUUCAACAUGGCUAAGCUCUGGAAUCUGCCUAUCCUCUUCGGCUGCGAGAACAACAAAUACGGCAUGGGCACAUCAGCGGCGCGCUCCUCCGCGUUGACCGAAUACUACAAGCGUGGACAGUACAUACCCGGUCUGAAGAUUAACGCCAUGGACGUCCUGGCUGUGAAAGCUGCGGUCCAAUACGGUCGCGAAUACACAGUCGAGGAGAAGGGUCCCCUGGUGCUCGAAUACGUCACAUACCGAUACGGUGGUCACUCCAUGUCCGACCCCGGCACAACCUACCGCACACGUGAGGAGAUUCAGCGGAUGCGCUCAACGAAUGACCCCAUCGCUGGCCUCAAAAUGAAGAUUCUGGACUGGGGUGUCUGCAGUGAAGACGAGCUGAAGGGUCUGGACAAGAAGGCGCGUGAGGCGGUGGACAAGGAGGUUGCGGAGGCCGAGGCUAUGGAUGUGCCGGAGACGACGCCGCAGGUGUUGUUCGAGGACAUUUAUGUUAGGGGGUCGGAGCCGCCUUAUCUCAGGGGACGGACGCCGGAUGAGACCUUUUACUAUGACCAAGCCGACAUCAGCAAGACCCGAUCGCCGCCGGCGGGACACCCGGAGGCCAGCAUGCGUAGCGCGAGUGCUUGA